Penicillium cinerascens is the source of this 2772-nucleotide messenger RNA. Its product is annotated as Rho family guanine nucleotide exchange factor CDC24. The coding region runs from base 1 to 2772 and encodes 923 amino acids. The record is from RefSeq and is a predicted model, not a curated record. Lineage: Eukaryota; Fungi; Ascomycota; Eurotiomycetes; Eurotiales; Aspergillaceae. Gene Ontology annotation, biological process: establishment of cell polarity; septin ring organization. Gene Ontology annotation, cellular component: nucleus; cytoplasm; mating projection tip. The transcript is spliced from 3 exons. Gene Ontology annotation, molecular function: guanyl-nucleotide exchange factor activity; protein binding.
AUGAUCGACUCCGCAGCAAUGAGCGGCAUUCCGAUCGCGGAGGAUAAUAUUAUCAACCGGCGUGGUGGAGAAUCGAUUUAUCAGAGCUGUGUCAACCUAAAGAGGCGGCUCUCGGAAGUCCCCAGUUUUGAGCCUUUUCUGCAGGAGAUGGCCGAUGAGGAUCGUGAACGGGGUAACACGGACCCUGUGUCGUCUUUGUGGAACUGUCUCCGAGCUGGGUACCCGCUACUCAGCAUCUAUAAUGCUUCAGGUCCAGAUGAGGAGCUUAUUGUCGACCCCGUUAAAGUCCCUGAAGCGAAACGACCUAAAGCGGCAACCUUCAAGUUUUUGCAGGCAUGUCUGCAGGACCUGGCAUUCCCUCAACAAGACUGUUUCUUGAUCACCGACCUGUACGGCGAGAGCACGACAGGUUUCAUCAAGGUGAUCAAAAUGGUGAAUCGUGUGGUAGAUAUACUCGAGAUGCAAGGUCAGCUGAAGCGUCCGUCGGAAGUGGCGAACGCGCCGACCGGUGUACAAGCAACUGUCAAGCUUACCAAGCGGGAGCACAUUCUCAAGGAGCUUUUGGAAACGGAGCGUGAUUACGUCCAUCAUCUCCAGAAUCUGCAGGCAUUGAAAAAGGAGUUGGAGGAAACAGGCGCACUCACCGGCGAUGCGAGUCAUCAGAUUUUCCUAAAUCUCAACAAUCUCCUGGACUUUGCGCAGCGAUUCUUGAUUCGGAUGGAGCAACACUACGCUUUGCCAGAGGACAUGCAGAACUGGGGCAAUCUCUUCUCCUCACACGAGGAAGCCUUCCGACAGUAUGAGCCGUUCAUCGCAAAUCAGAUGCGCUGUGACGAAGUCUGCCUCAAAGAGUGGGACAAAAUCAAGGUGGCACCGCGCCAUAUAGACCUUCAACAAAUGGUUGCGCAACCAAAAACGCUCAACGGGUUCUUUGUCAAGCCAUUCCAGCGUUUGACUCGGUACCCCCUCAUGUUGUCGGAGCUUCGCAAGCAAUUGGAAGAUGAGCAACUUCAAGCCGACAUCACGCAUGCCAUCGAUACCAUUCAGAAUGUGCUAGACUUCGCAAACGAGGCAAUUCACAAAGAGCACUUGGCUGCGGCAGUGGUGGAUCUAUCAGAAAGAGUAGAUGACUGGAAGUCGCUGAAAAUGGACGCCUUUGGAGAUCUGCUUCGUUUUGGCACAUUCGCCGUAGUCAAGGGAGACAGUGGCAAGGACAGCGAAAGAGAGUAUCACAUCUUUUUGUUCGAGCGCAUUCUCCUCUGCUGCAAAGACAUCAACCCGAACAAGCAGAAAACUAAGCUCAUGAUGGCUAAAGACAAGCCGGGCCUCACAGGGAAAGGAAAGCCUCGUCUUCAAUUGAAGGGUCGAAUCUACAUGGCUAAUGUCACGGAUAUCGUCUGCCUUCAGAAGCCUGGCCUCUAUCGUAUCCAAAUAUUCUGGAAAGGUGAUCCGGGCGUCGUCGACAAUUUCAUCAUCCGGUACUCUAACGAGGACACGAUGAAGAGUUGGUACAAAGAGAUUGACACUCAACGGACAAUCCAAUCAGAACGGCGUACUCUACGGAAUACUGGUACCUCUGACAGCGAAUUCACCUACAUGGAGGGCAUGGCCCACAUGCCCAAUCCUUAUCAGCAAGAGUAUGAUCAAGAUGAUGUCGGCCGAGAUGGGCAAUACCACUCUGAAUUCACAAUGAGUCGGAAUGCAUCCAGCACCAGCCUAAGAACUCGGUCCGCCACCGGAGGUAGUACCAACUCCGUUCCCCACUCUAAUGGCCGAGCUCGCUACACAGGAGGUGAUCCUGCGCUCUCUGUGCAUACCCAGUUCCCUGGCAGCAUGUCACCCGGUGACCGGCAGAACAUGAACUCAUAUUUCUCGCCUACGGAAACUCCAUCCACCCGAUCCAGUUCCCAAUCCGGGUUCUCCUUCGGACGCCAAAAUACCAACUCGACAGGUGCUUCAUCCGUUUGGAAUGAGGAGUCUAAUCGCUAUACUGCCCCUGCCUUGUCUCGUGGUACCUCUAGAGAUGGCUCAACUCCGACAGGAUACUACCCUUCCCAGCCCAACGGACGAGGCGCUCAGCGUCCCUCUUUGCCUCCCAUGUCUGGGUCACAGGGACCUCCUCCUACCAAUGGGUCUGCCCAGCGCAUGCGUUCGGCCAGUAGCCCUGAUAUUCAUAACAACAUUAAUGGACCGCCCGAGACACGCCGGUAUAUGGGAGUGCACACCAUGCAAACUGUGGAUAACGUCCCGGUGCCUCCGAUUCCAGCGCAUAUGGCUAACAUGAAGGCACCGGUCAACCGGAGCCAGAAUAAUUCUCCCACAAGUCAACUUCCCAUUCGCACACAGCCGCCCCAUGUCCACACGACGCAAUUCACCGAGCCGGAGUACAACGACUCUCGCGGCUCGGGGCGACUCUCAGAUCACGCCACGUCUCCCUUGACCCAGGAAGAAGGAGUCGACCCGUACAUGCCAACUCAGUUAAAAGCGAAGGUGAACUUCGAUGACAACUACGUUACACUGGUGAUUGCAACCAACAUUCUCUUCCGUUCGUUAACGGACCGCGUGGAUGCCAAGUUGGCUCGGUUUACAAAUCGAUCUAUUGGCAACAAGACCGUCCGCCUGCGGUACCGGGACGAAGAUGGUGAUUUCGUCACCAUUGAUAGCGAUGAGGCCGUACAGCUCGCAUUCAUGGAAUGGCGUGAGCAGCACCGUGACAUGCUCGCCAAGGGUUUGGUGGGUGAGAUCCAGCUGUACUGCCAGGUGGUAGAUUAG